Molecule: messenger RNA, 1178 nt
Organism: Panicum hallii
Lineage: Eukaryota; Viridiplantae; Streptophyta; Magnoliopsida; Poales; Poaceae
Exons: 2
Coding region: 202-966 (254 amino acids)
Source: RefSeq, a predicted model, not a curated record
GGUCCUUGCUCUUAUCCUAUCCUUCGUUUCGCUUCUUCUUCUUUCCCCCAUCUCUCUCUCUCUCUCUCUCUCUCUCUCAAGUUGUUGAGUUCCUGUCCCUGUUCUUGGACGGACACAUAUCCAAUCCACCCGAGAUUUGCUCAAUCGCUCUGAGCGCACACUGGCACCGCCCGGGCCGUCUGAUCUCGAGGUGCAGGCGACAUGUCGACGGCGGUGGCGGAGGUGCGGCCGGCCUACGGGUUCCCCGGAUCCGGGAAGAGGAGCGCCGGCGAGCAGGCGGCCGUGCUGGCGGCUGGGAAGAGGACGAGCGACGGGUUCUUCAUAGAGGACGACGAGGCGGAGGAGGUGCUGACCGAUACCUCGUCGAUCGGGGCGCCGUCGCCGUCGGGCUCCUCGAUCGGGGAGAACUCCUCGUCGGAGGCCGGCGGAGAGGACGGGGAGGAGGAGGAGGUCGAGAGCAAGCUCAAGGAGGGUGAUGCGCUCGGCUGCUUGGACGCCCUCGAGGACUCCUUGCCCAUCAAGAAGGGUCUCUCCAGCUUCUACUCCGGCAAGUCCAAGUCGUUCACCAGCCUCGCCGAGGCCACGUCGACGGUGGCGGCGGCCAAGGAGCUGGCCAAGCCAGAGAACCCCUUCAACAAGCGCCGCCGCAUCCUGGCCAACUGGUCCCGGCGAGCCUCCUGCAGCUCGCUCGCCACCGCCACCUACCUGCCCCCUCUCCUGGCCCCGGACCACGCCGUCGCCGAGGGGGACGAGGGCGAAGAGGACGACUCCGACGACGACGAGGAGGAAUGCGACCAGCUGCCGCACCGCGGCAAGAACGUCCGGGACGCGCCGGCAUUGCCGUUGCCUCCCCCUAGGCUCCUCGGUGUUGGCAUGCAAAGAAGGAAUGGCCUUGGGAGCUUCAGAUCUCCUAGGUCCUUCUCACUGUCCGAUCUGCAAAAUAGCAGGACUGAUGGUAGUGAUUAGCAGCUGCAAAUUUGCUUCCAGCUUUGGCCCCUCUUUGGCCAGUAGAGAUGUAGUAGCCACGCUUACUAUAUAAUUCCAGUGUAUAAGAUCCAAGUCUGUUGUGUUCAUCCUGGCUUUCUUUGACCUCAGGAAUUGUGUAUGAACUGACCUAACCUGGUAUCAUUAACUAAUGAUGAUCGUGGUGGUUUGCUGCCUUUGAUCCAUUUGAUUAA